Molecule: messenger RNA, 2862 nt
Organism: Carassius carassius (crucian carp)
Lineage: Eukaryota; Metazoa; Chordata; Actinopteri; Cypriniformes; Cyprinidae
Product: la-related protein 4-like
Exons: 17
Coding region: 370-2652 (760 amino acids)
Biological process (GO): positive regulation of translation
Cellular component (GO): cytoplasmic stress granule; cytosol
Molecular function (GO): mRNA 3'-UTR binding
Source: RefSeq, a predicted model, not a curated record
CUCUGUUGCCAGGGAAGAGCGAGCGCGAUGGAGGGGGUGGUCGCAUUGUCUGUCGGGACGGUGACGGUGUGUGAAUUUCUGCCAGAAACGCUCGCUGAUCCCCAUUAAGGCUUGUUAGAGUAUGAAGUAGACCUGUACUGGAGAUAGAUUCGCAAGCGUUAGUGUUAGCGAGUCUCCUUUUUUCUUCCAUCCUUCGUUUAGUUUCUAAAACGGUAAGACGAACCGACCGUAACUAGCUAGAGCAAGUGCUUGUUGCAUUCAGCCGGCGAGAGGAGGCGCGGAGUGGCGGACCGGGCGAAGAGGCGCAAAGGCGCUUGAUCGCGGAUCAGGGUCGAGAGUUGCCGGCCGGGGCAGAGCCAAAGGCGGUUGAUGACUUCGGAGAGUAGCAGCCAAGCGCAACAGAAGAAGGUCGAGCCGGGAUCAGUCGCCCGUGAUCAAGAGGAGAAAACCGACGAGGACCAAGGCGGCAUGGUGACCACCAAGGGGGCCGGUCUGAAUCCCAAUGCUAAAGUGUGGCAGGAAGUGUCUGCACCAACCACCCAGACUCCAGAGGCAGCCACAGAGACAUGCCAUUGGCCACAAGCAGCAGAUACUGUCUCCAACGAGGAGUCAGAAGGUUUCAAGGAGUAUGGUGUUGGCUAUGGCGACUCUGAGUCAGCCCCUCCUAUGGAGUACAGCAUGUUGAAUGGCAUGGAGUCUGCAGAACUGGCUUACCCACUCUACGAACCAGUGGAGGGUGAGGCGGUCGAGGAGCAGCCUCCGUUGUCUGAAGAGAGUCUGAAGGAAUCACUGAAGAAGCAGUUGGAAUUUUGCUUCUCAAGAGAGAAUCUCUCCAAGGACCUUUAUCUGAUGUCUCAGAUGGACAGUGAUCAGUUUGUCCCUAUUUGGACCAUUGCAAGCAUGGAGGGGGUUAAACUGCUGACUACUGAUAUGGACCUGAUACUUGAGGUGCUACGAGCCUCUCCCGUUGUGCAAGUGGAUGAAAAGGGGGAGAAGGUACGGCCAAACCACAAGCGAUGCAUCAUCAUCCUCAGAGAGGUUCCUGAGACCACACCUGUAGAGGAGGUGGAGGCCCUGUUUAAAAGUGAGAAGUGUCCACCGGUUAUCAGUGUGGAGUUUGCACACAAUAGCAACUGGUACAUCACUUUCCAGUCUGACACUGAUGCUCAGCAGGCCUACAGAUACUUGCGUGAGGAAGUCAAAACCUUUCAGGGCAAACCAAUUAUGGCUCGCAUCAAGGCCAUAAACACGUUCUUUGCUAAGAACGGUUAUGGGGCGGUGGACUCUGGGGUUUACUCCACUCCAUCACAGUACUCGUCUCCAGUUUACCUGCAGCAGGUGUACCAGCCUCCACAGCAGUACCCUCUCUAUAGCCUCCUGCCACAGACUUGGACCCCCUCACCCACCCCUUACUUUGAAACGCCCCUGGCUCCAUUUCCAAACACAACAUUUGUUAAUGGCUUUGGCCCAGCAGGAAACUACAAAACUGGCUCCCCUCCAAUCAGCCUUACACGCAACUACCCCCGCAACCGACUUCCACUUUAUUCCAGAAAGAAUGUAAUCAAUGCCUUCAGGAAUCAUGUAAAGCCACAACCUCAUGCUGACGUGGGUCAGCUGACAGAGACAUUGUCUGGCACUUGUAGUCCCCAGCCUCUGUCCACUUCUACUUCAGACUCCACUGCCUCCACGCUCACCCCGCUCUCUGAGCUGCCCGGAGACCUUGGCAUCAUCAGUCGUGCCAGGAGGGGAAGCUAUCGUGGCAUGAGGAGGAGAAGAGAAGAUGAAAGAACGAGGCAGAAUCCUGAUUCAGAAGUGAAAGCUCCUCCCCCUAAGUUUGACCUCGCAAGCACUAACUUCCCGCCAUUGCCAGGAGGUGUGCCGAGUAGUCUCUCAGGUGUGACCGUGCAGACGGAGUCAGCGUUGGAAAAUCGCAUGGCAGAUGUAGUUAAGGGCAUCAGCAGGGACAAGGUAGAAACAAGCAAGAUAGAUGUCGGUCAAGAUCCCAGAACAUAUCCAGUGGAAGCUCAAUUGACCAAACCCUCCACUCCAGUGCCAAAGCUUCCUGCCACAAAACAGGACACACCUAGCACUAGUGUGUCACAUCAAGUGAAGAAACCUGAGAAAGAGGUUCAGGUCUCUGACACACCUCCAGAUGUUACAUCAGUGACUGCAAAGCAUGUCCAGCCCAUUUCUGCCCCCAAAUCUUUACUCAGCCAAUCAAGCACUUCAAACACUGCAUCUACACCACCUGACCCAACAAGCGCAACCGUCCAGGAGCCUCAAAAACUGAGCUAUGCAGAGGUGUGUCAAAGGCCACCCAAAGACCCUCCCCCUGCACCAGUAGCCCUGCCCAGCCCUAGUCCCACCCCUUCUCCCACCACAAGCCAACCACUACGUGAACUUCGUGUCAACAAAGCGGAAGGCCCAGACUCAUCUCGCAGCAGCCCCGGUGACAAAAUGGAAAAAGGAAGUGAUCGUCGGACAUCAAGAGAGCAGACUGUAUACCAACGUGGUAAUGCCCCCAGAGGGUCAGGUUUUAAGCUCAGAGAGCAACAGAGACGGGCUCUAAAUGGUCGACGCUCCUCUCCACAGACGGGGUACAACAGACGCAGUGGAAAAGAACAAAACAUCCCACCUAGAUCGCCAAAUUAAUGCCUCGUAUGCCCACAACAUGUGCACACUUGCGUGUAUACUUAGAUACACAACUUAUAUAUAAAAAAAGACUAUAUAUAUAUCUACAUAUAAAAACUGGACUGUCGCACUGGUGUCGAAGAACUCUCUGCUUCCCAAUUGUCUGCGAAAUCUGGGAUGUUGAUCCUUAAAAAUAUAAAGAAAACUAGGAAUUUAAGGAAGACAAAACAA